Molecule: messenger RNA, 4003 nt
Organism: Ictalurus punctatus (channel catfish)
Lineage: Eukaryota; Metazoa; Chordata; Actinopteri; Siluriformes; Ictaluridae
Product: F-BAR and double SH3 domains protein 2
Exons: 20
Coding region: 254-2557 (767 amino acids)
Biological process (GO): neuromuscular synaptic transmission; regulation of actin filament polymerization
Cellular component (GO): neuromuscular junction; recycling endosome
Molecular function (GO): protein binding
Source: RefSeq, a predicted model, not a curated record
GGCCGGAAACUCCGCUCCAUUUCCAUUACAAACUCGGCCCUCUGAGUGCGGAGUGGGUUUUAUUUCCAGCCGUGCGCACUACAUGUAAAGGUUUGGGAGCACGUUAUGGCCGCUUAACCUCCUCUAGGUAUUCAGGUUAGGUUCUCCAGCUUCAUUUCUCCCGUUAUUUCAGUAAAGACCUAGUUUCUCAGAUGUAUGCGGCGGCUUGGCGGCUGAAUUUUCUUCUCUCACUUUUCUCGGGACUCUUGUAAACAUGCAGCCCCCGCCAAGAAAGGUGAAAGUGAGUCAGGAGCUGAAGCACGCUCACGCAGAGCAGCUGAGCAAACUUAACGUGAAACAUCAGACCGACUGUGACCUUCUGGAAGACCUGAGGACGUACAGCCAGAAGAAAGCAGUUCUAGAGAAAGACUAUGCGCAGGCACUGCAGAAGUUGGCUUCUCAGUAUCUGAAGAAGGAAUGGCCCGGGGUCCAGUCGGAAGAGCAGAAAGACUACAGGAACGUGUGCACGGUAUGGAGGGCGUAUCUGGAGGGUGUCGUGAAAGUGACCCAGUCUCGGAUCGCUGGCUGUGACGGCUACAGGAGCCAGGUUUCAGAGCCUAUCAAGACUUUCCGGGGGCACAAAGAGCAGCAGCUAAAAAAGUGUAUCGAGCAGCUCACGCGGGUUCAGGCCGAGCUCCAGGACACGGUGAAGGACCUGACCAAGUCCAGAAAGAAGUACCAGGAGACAGAGCAGAUGGCCCAGGCUGUGAGGGAGAAAGCAGAUAUGGAGGCAAAGUCCAAACUCAGUCUGUUUCAGUCCAGAUCCAGUUUAAAAAGAGCGAGCGUGAAGUUGAAAGCCAAGAGAAAUGAGUGUAACUCCAAAGCCACCCACGCCAGGAACGAAUAUCUGCUCAGUCUGGCCGCGGCCAACGCCCACCAGCGCCGUUACUACGAGACGGAACUGAUCGGCUGCAUUAAGAUCCUGGACGGCAGCGUGUAUGAUCACGUGAAAGGCUACCUGGUUUCACUGUGUCAGGCCGAGCUGGAGGCAUCCCACGUCGUUCAGGACACCUUCAGCUUCCUGCUGGAGAAGUCCAGUGGGGUUAUGCAGGACUUUCACCAGGAGCUCUUUAUCCAGGAGAACCCUGCGUUUCAGAAAGCCUCCCUCUUCAACUUUCAACCCUGUGACAAUGAUUCUGUAACACAGAUAGAGAAGGAGAGCGGCACGGCGGAGGAGCACAGUCUGAAUAAAGAGGCGCGGAAGUGGGCCACCCGUGUAGCAAGGGAACACAAGAACAUCAUUCACAGUCAACGGAGUCUAUCGGAGUGUGAAGGGACGCCUCAGCAAGAGCAGAACUCGAGCGAAUUAGAGCUGAAGAUGGAAGAGGCGAAAGAGAGCAUCCGAAAAGCAGAGACAGUGAAGCUGAAGGCCGAGGCUCGCCUGAACCUGCUCAGAGACGUGGGCGUGGCCGUGGACACCUGGAUAAAGAGCGCCAUGAACCAAGUGAUGGAGGAGCUGGAAAACGAAAGAUGGGCCACAAUGACAACUCACGAUGCUUCCCUGUCUAGCACAGCAGAUUUUGACAGAGAGGAGGACGAGGAGACAGAGGACACGGAAACGCUAGAUGACAGCAGCUCCAGUCCUUCUAGCACCUUGAGGAACUACCCUCUCACCUGCAAAGUGCUUUACUCAUACCAGGCAUCACAACCAGAUGAGCUAACUAUUGAGGAGCAGGAAGUGCUGGAAGUCAUAGAUGAUGGUGAUAUGGAAGACUGGGUUAAGGCCAGGAACAGAGCAGGGCAGGUGGGAUAUGUGCCUGAGAAGUACCUGCAGUUGCCCUCGUCUAACAGCCUACUGAGCAUGCUUCAGUCCCUGGCAGCCCUGGACACACGCUCGUACUCCUCCAAUAACUCCACCGAGCAAGAGCCCGAGUCCGCCACUGAGCAUGUCCAGACCAGCCCCAACGGAGACAACAGCGUGCGCUUUGCGAAGGCAUUGUAUGAUUACGAAGCUCAGACCGAGGACGAACUCUCCUUUCCCGAAGGAGCCAUCAUCCGCAUUCUGAACAAAGACAACCAGGAGGACGACGGCUUUUGGGAGGGCGAGUUCAACGGCAGCGUGGGGGUCUUUCCUGCCGUGCUGGUGGAAGAUCUGGCUGCACCAAACGGCGAGGACACACACACAGGCGCGGAGACACCGGAGUCUCUGUGUAAUCAGAGUCGUCCUCCUCGUCCCCUGUCUACGACUCAGAACCAGCCCUCAUCCUGCAGUAGCCCUGUUUCCAGUCCUCUUGCCACACCCACUCUGCUCUCUCCGAUCUCCAGCCCGGCCAGCUCAUCGGCCUCCCCUCUGGCCAGCCCGCGCUCCCUUAACGGGUACCAUAGACCGGCCCCGGCACCCCCCAAAGCACCCAGCAACAACCACGCCCACAACUCCACACCUCCACCCAGGUACCCUUCAGACAGUAGAGCAGGAACACUGAGGCCUGUGCGUGCUGCACCUCCACCUCCUCCUCCCAAACAGCAGGCCCAGGGUCAAGUGCAGAAGAAAGAAGAAGUCGAGAUCACGCUGGUGUAAAGGCGCCGCCCUGGUGGCCGCUCCCUUAUUUCACUUGACUGCCGCGGCAGUCUCUCAGCCCACUCCGGGCGGAGGAACGCUUGGGGUUUGGAUAGUAUCGAAAUCCAAAUGGUAUCAGCAAGGAACAGCCGGAUGCAUCUGGAAUGCAUUUAGCAAACAGCCGAGUCGAACCAUACCAGAGAUCUCUUCACGUGAUCCGCGUCCAUCUUCCCUUCUCCGUUUCGUCUUCUGCAUCGACGUCGUUCACUGAGCGCCGAGCACGCUGCGGGAUCAGUGACAUCCAGUGGAUCAGCAGUCAGUGGAAAAACCCAGUGGUUUUCAUUUCAAGUUUCACAUCUCAGACGAUUUUAUUACAGCCGGUGUUCCGACUCUUCCAUUUACUUCCUGUGGACCAGAUUCACAGUGUGGCAGGAGCUGGCCCGCCCAGCCGGGAACACGACUGGAAGUAAAACAGACUUCUUCAAGGGAAAAGUGGCAAUUUCAUUUCCGUGCAUUUCAAAUGAGUACGAAUUUGUUAUUAUGUACGUGUGUAUGGAUGAUUAUUUUUUUUUUGGUUGUUGUUGUUGUUGUUGAAUCGCUCUCUUUGUAAAACACUAUUUGAAUGCAGAUUUAAAAUAGGUUUUGGGCUCACGACUAACAUCUUGACCAUCUUGAAUCUAACAUGCUUUUUCUGUGGUCAAACAGUAUUUUUUUUUUUUCCACGAAAUGUCCUUUAUGGUAUCAUAUCAGAACUGUCUGCUGACUCUCGAAGGCUGUGGGAGGUUUCAUGAAAAGAGCUAGAAAGGCGAAUUCAUAGCUCCCGGAGCCAGAGGGUGACUUAUCGAGAUAGAAUUUCCCCUGGCAAAGCUCAAAAAGCACUUUAGUGUUCAGCGUUAGAGCAUUUCAGUAUUAUUGCUUGUGGAGUCUGCUGUCGUCAAUAUAUUAUUUAGUCCAUGCUGCUAGUCCUGAUAGUUUAGAUUCCACCAUUUUUGGUUUAAUGUAAUUUAUUUCCAUGAAAUUAUUAAUAUGUAACAGUCUUCUUCUCUAACACAGUUUUCUUUAAACCAGGUAGUUUACAGGCGGCCUGAGGCAUAGAACACUACUAUACCUGUAACGGUCAUGUUCUGAGGUUCUGCGUUUGUUUUAUUAAUCGCAGGUUUAGAAAGGUGAUGGUCGUGCUGAAACGUAGUACGCUAGAGCAACAUUAAAACGUAUAUUUUUGCAUCUCUUGAAACCUGUUUGCAUGCAAUUUUUUUUUUUCUUCUUCACGCGUUUACAGUUUAAUUUUCCCGUUUUCAGUAUCAGGUGUUUGAGCGGACGUUUAUUUCUCGACGCCGCUUAAAAGCGGCCGAGCACCCAAACGAACUCUGUUGCCUUAGCUACAGCAUCAAAAGAUAAAAGUCAUGUACGUAUUUAUCAUGUAAAAAUGAUGGAUAAUAAAAGUGUAAAAUACGCUUUCCAAAGUGA